Molecule: messenger RNA, 1200 nt
Organism: Camellia sinensis
Lineage: Eukaryota; Viridiplantae; Streptophyta; Magnoliopsida; Ericales; Theaceae
Source: RefSeq, a predicted model, not a curated record
AUGAAAGCGUCGGCUCUUUUGGUAUUCAGCGACUCCAAGCUGGUGGUCAAUCAGGUCUCUGUGGAGUAUGAAGCCAGGGAUGAAAGAAUGGCUAAGUAUCAGGCGCUGGUGCGCGCAGAAAUCAAGAAGUUCACCGCGAUAAGAGUAGAACAAAUCAACCGUGAAGAAAAUAAUGCAGCUGACGAACUAGCUGGCCUUGCGUCUACACAAACAGCUUUCCUCAAUCCUUUUAUGAUAAAAUUCCUACCUCGGCCAUGCAUUGAGGAACCAGAAGUGUUUGAGGUACUCUGCACCGAUCUGGGACCAUUCUGGAUGGACCCCAUCAUCGCCUUCCUAAAAGAUAGAGUUUUGCCAGAAGAGAAGAAGGCGGCCAACAAGAUCCGAGCCAAAUCAGAGCGGUUUUGGCUCUCUCCAUCCGGGGCCAUAUACAAGAAGUCUUUUAUCGGGCCGUAUCUGAAGUGCAUCCACCCCGACAAGGUGGAAGCUUUCCUCUAUGAGAUCCAUGAAGGCAUCUGCGGAAGUCAUACUAGGGGCAGCCGGCCAGAGAGUUGUUCCUCCUUACAAGUCCUUGGUCGUUCGCACUUUGGGGGUUGGAUAUUGUGGGACCACUCCCAACAACUCCGGGCAAUCAAUUUCAUCACUCGCUUCGGUAUCCCAAAGGCCCUCAUUUCGAAUAAUGGCACUCAGUUCGAUGGGACACUCUUUUGCGGAUUUUGCGAAGAGUUAAAGAUUGAGUUUUACAACUCCACACCGGCCUACCCUCAGUUAAAUGGUCAAGCAGAAGCUUCAAACAAGACCAUCCUAGACGGGCUGAAGAAACGAUUGGAGAAGGCCAAAGGGAAGUGCCUUGAAGAACUCCCCAAUGUGCUAUGGGCAUACCUCACUACACCAAGGCGGUCAACCGGGGAAACUCCAUUUUCCUUGCCCUACGGCAUGGAGACGGUCAUACCAUUGGAAAUUGGCAUGCCAACCAUCCGAUCUAAAAGUUUUCAGCCAGACUUGAACAAUGAAGCUGUGGCCCUGGAACUUGACCUAGCUGAAGAAAAAAGGGAAUGGGCUCUAAUCCACAUAGCAACUUACCAGCAAGAGCUCUCCAGAAAAUAUAACAAGACCAUGAAUCCUAGGCUAUUCAGGAUCAGAGACUGCGUCUUGAGGAAGGCAAUGGGCAACACAAUGAUCCUUGGUGAAGGCAAAUUAUGA